Ziziphus jujuba (common jujube) is the source of this 1764-nucleotide messenger RNA. RefSeq names its product cyclin-dependent kinase D-3. Gene Ontology annotation, biological process: protein phosphorylation; positive regulation of transcription by RNA polymerase II. Bases 225 to 1460 code for a protein of 411 amino acids. Gene Ontology annotation, cellular component: cytoplasm; transcription factor TFIIK complex; transcription factor TFIIH holo complex. Gene Ontology annotation, molecular function: cyclin-dependent protein serine/threonine kinase activity; RNA polymerase II CTD heptapeptide repeat kinase activity; ATP binding. NCBI's taxonomy places the organism in Eukaryota, Viridiplantae, Streptophyta, Magnoliopsida, Rosales, Rhamnaceae. The record is from RefSeq and is a predicted model, not a curated record. The transcript is spliced from 8 exons.
UAAAAAGAGUAGUUUUAAAACUUAGGAUUCUGGGUGCGUAAAUCCAGUGAGUUGUGUCGCACUUUUCAUAGUGAAGCGCUCCUCUUCUUCUUUACUGGCGUGCGACAAAGCGAAGGAGGAAUCGGCUUCCUGGGUAUCGAAGAAAAAGUUAGAAAUCAGAAUGUGGGAUUUGAAGAGGAAGGGUUUCUUAUGCGGACAAACAUAGUUCAGGACUUCGGCUCAAGAUGGAGAACGAUCCAUCAAAGAAAAUGUCCAGAUAUCUGAAACGAGAAGUCCUUGGUGAAGGUACUUAUGGAGUCGUUUAUAAAGCAAUUGAUACUGAGACGGGACAGACAAUGGCAAUUAAGAAAAUUCGUCUUGGAAGGCAAAAGGAAGGGAUAAAUUUUACAGCACUUAGAGAGAUCAAACUGCUAAAAGAGCUCAAGGAUCCAAAUAUAAUUCAGUUGAGUGAUGCAUUCCCCCACAAAGGAAACUUACAUCUUGUGUUUGAGUUCAUGGAGACAGACCUUGAAGCUGUUAUACGUGACCGGAAUAUAUUCCUAUCACCAGCUGACAUAAAAUCAUACCUUCAGAUGACAUUAAAAGGACUUGCUUACUGCCACAAAAAAUGGGUAUUGCAUAGGGACAUGAAGCCCAACAAUCUCUUAAUAGGAUCUAAUGGACAACUUAAGCUUGCAGAUUUUGGUUUAGCACGAAUCUUUGGAAGCCCAGAUCGGAGGUUCACUCAUCAGGUCUUUGCUCGAUGGUAUAGAGCACCUGAGCUAUUGUUUGGUGCCAAGCAAUAUGGUUCUGGUGUGGAUGUUUGGGCUGCAGCUUGUAUUUUUGCUGAACUUCUCCUACGUCGACCUUUUCUUCAGGGAUCAAGUGAUAUUGAUCAACUAGGAAAGAUAUUUGCUGCUUUUGGGACUCCAACAGCUUCCCAGUGGCCUGAUAUGGUGUACCUUCCUGACUAUGUGGAAUACCAAUAUGUUCCUGCACCCCCUUUACGUUCAUUGUUCCCAAUGGCUAGUGAUGAUGCUAUUGACCUGUUAGCAAAAAUGUUUACUUAUGAUCCAAAGUCUAGGAUAUCCGUUGUGCAGGCGUUAGAGCACAGGUACUUUUCAUCUGCGCCUUUGCCUACAGAUCCACCAAAGCUUCCUAGACCCGCUCCUAAAUCUAAAGCUUCAGAUUCUAAUGCACGCGAAGGUCCAACUGUAUUGUCACCUCCAAGAAAGUCAAGGAGAGUGAUGCCAGAUCGUGAGGUUUCUGAAGGACUUACAUAUCAAGGUGAUAAAAAUGAUGAUCAUGGUGGUGAAAUCAGACAGGCAAUUGGCGAGAAUACAAGUAGGAAUGAACCAGUGCCAAUGUCAAUGGAUUUCUCAAUUUUUGGAGCAAAACCACCAAAUAGGCCUACAAUUAAUAGUGCUGAUAGAACGCACCUGAAAAGGAAGCUGGAUCUUGAGUUCCAACACCCAGAAUAAAAGCUCCAUGUGCUGAGAUCAUUUGUUUAUGAGGAUGUAAUAUUGUUGGGCUCAUGAUGAUGCGGCACCCUUGAAAUGUUUCAAGUUUGUCAUAAAUCCGCCAGUUUUCGACAAUGUCACUUUUUCCUUAUAUGGGUAUGAAAUCUUUCAUUGGUUUUUUUUCCAUUUAUGGAGAUGAGAAGGGAUGGAGAAAUAUCUGAUAAAUUGAAGACAACAGCAAUACAUAUGUUGUAACAUUUUGCAUGGUGAAACAGAGAAAUUUAUACAAAAAGCUUAUUGAAGAACGGAGUUUUUGAUGGUUCUA